AUGUUUUUUGGUGGACGACAAAACGACACAAAGAAUGCAACAAAGAACCGCAAUCCAAUGGACCGCAACAAAAGCCAUUUUGGUGUCAAUCGUAGUGGUGGACGUGGUGGACGUGCCAACAGCAAUCAAUACAACGACCAUAAGACAGCACUGUAUUCACAGCUCAAGGAAAAACGUGUUACCGAACGAGCCAAUGCAAUCAAAAACGGCCUGAUACCUGAUCCCAGUAAGCCUAUGCGCCUCGCUGAUGCUAUCGAUUUCCGUGGCACGCUGCAACACAUGUGUUCUCGCUUUGAACAAGUGGAACGUGAAGUUCAAAACAUGUUGGACCCUUUGGAAAUGGAUGCGAGUGGACAAGCUGAUCCAAAAAGGACCGUCAAGAAGUAUCGUCGAUCUGCAGCAGGCAAUGAACAACCAUUACCAUCGGAUGUACGACCACCCCAUGUAUUAAGGCGGACGCUUGAUUACCUGGUCAAUGAGAUCCUUAUGCAAUACCCUCUCAUCAAAUGCCAUGGCUUCUUAUGGGAUCGUACACGCUCCAUCAGACAAGAUUUCACCUUGCAGAAUAUCCGUGACGCGUCAGCUGUUGAACUUCAUGAAAAGAUUGCACGUUUGCAUAUCCUCAGUUUACACGAGCUCUGCGAGUAUGAUGAUGAGAAGUUCAGCGAACAACAAGAAACCGAGCAGCUUCGAAAAGUGCUCUUGAGUUUGAUGGAGUUUUAUGAUGAUUUACGAGAGGAUGGCAUUGAGACGCCCAACGAAGCCGAAUUUCGUGCCUAUUACUUGAUUUCUCAUAUCCGUGAUCAUGAAGUGGCUCGACAAAUCAUGCAAUUGCCGCGCCAUGUUUUAUUUCAUCCAUUACUGCAACGUGCGCUACAAUUUUACGAAUUGAUUCAACGCAAUAAUGAAAUCAUGGAGACCUCUGAACGCCGCAACAAGUUCACCAAUGUGGAAGCAUCUCAAAACAACUAUUCAAAGUUAUUCAAGCUUGUUGGUGAAGGUGAUACGCCCUUCUUAUUGGCGUGCAUGAUGGAAUGGCAUUUCCCGGAUAUCCGUAAAGGUGCUCUCAAGGCCAUGAAUCGAGCGUACUUGUCCGUUCAUAUUGGCGUCGAGGUUGAAUAUCUUCGUCAGGUGCUCGCUUAUGACUCUGUCAAGCAAUUGUUAUCCGAAGCACAUCUUUAUGGACUUUCUUUUGAGGUGAGCGCGACACAAACGACGAUUCGAUUUGGACAAAAGACCAAGCAAAAGAUGCAUGUAUUUGUUGAGCCUUUAUCCAAUCCUCGACCAACCAAGUCCAUGUUGCUUGUGGAUCCGAAAAAAGGCAACCGCACCUUUGCACAGAUUGUGAAUGGCGAAUUGGAUGAUGUUUUGGUUCCUACCAAGAACAACCUAUUUCAAACAUUACCCAAUGAUCUCCCUGCCAACGGUGGUCCAGUCAUCAACACUUUCAGAUCCGAACAUCGAUUACUCCCUACGGUGGAUGCAACAAAAGCUUUUGCUAAUGCUCGUCGUGUCCAAGAAGGACGUCCAAGCACACCUCCUAUACCUCCACAACAGCAACAAUAUCAGCUUCAGGUGCAAGCACAGCAAGAAGCGUUACGUCAACAACAAGAAAAGGCACGCUUGGAGGAGCAGAAACGACAGGAACAAGAGCAAGUGGAUACGGAUGAAGUGAUGAGAUCUGCUCAAGUGGUUCGUGCAGAAGAACAACUACGAAUGGAAGUACGAGCUCAGCUUGAAGAACAAGAACGUUAUUUGGCAGAAAAGAGACGAGAGUACCUAGCCAAGAUUGAAGAAGAAGAGCGCAAUAGACACAUGGCAAGAUUACGAGAACGUGCAGUGGAGAGUGUUCGAGAACAUAAGCGGAAACGACGUGAGGAGAUGGUGACCACGCUUAGCGAUUUCUUGACAACAGCGGUGCUUGAAGCAGUUACAGGCGAGGAAACAAGGAAAGCUGCAAAGCAUACCAUGUGUGCUAUGAAGCUCAUCAAGCGACGGAUGACACCUCUUUUGAAGCGAGUACGUGCAAGGAUCCAGAAGCGACAAGAUCGUGUUAGAGAACGCAACAGCCUCUAUCGCUUGACUCAACGACUUACACAAGCUGUGAAUACCCGCACCACAAUCAACAACACUGUCAGCAGCACCCCACAGAGUCGAUCCAUGGCUAUUCAAUCAUUAAUGUCAGAAGGCAUGGCAUUACGGCGUGCUGUACAAAAGCCAACAAAGAACAACCCUACUGCUAUUUGGGAAAUGAAGAAUGUGGCGCAUGACUUAUAUCCACACAUCAAAGAAGCAUUGAGUCUGAGGAGGGCAAAUAAGGACACGUGGUUGAUGUAUAUCCAUUUGGAGGCUGAGGACAUGAAUGCGACCCAAUGGUUUAUGCAUAAAUUUGGAUUGGAUCCCGAGUUUCAUCGACGCAUUGAACGUGUUCAAGACAUGACAAUUGGCAUUCGUGCAUUAUACCCUACGAGUCCUAUCUAUAGUCAGGUGGUGGAUGACACAAGCAGUAUCAUAUUUGGUCUAUCUGAAAUGCGGCAUAGCAGCGAAGGGGAUGAUAUAGAUGACGUUAUUUAUUGGCGGAAGGAGAAACAACGGCUGGAUCGAUUUUGUCAACAACUCAAGGCAGAGAACCCUGCGUUUCAUGCACCAUUCUUAUUCACAUAUUGGCCACGAACAAAGGCAUUACAAAGCGCGAUUGAAAUGCUUCCCGAUUUUUUGGGCCUGGAACAAAACCAAGUUGUACAUAGUUAUCAUAUAUUGAUCAUGAACCCAACAACCAUCCCCGAGCGUCUUGAUGAGGAAUUAACGUGGCUGGCAAGAAGCACCGUCGUCAAUACGUUGACCGUAUAA
Molecule: messenger RNA, 2850 nt
Organism: Lichtheimia ornata
Lineage: Eukaryota; Fungi; Mucoromycota; Mucoromycetes; Mucorales; Lichtheimiaceae
Exons: 11
Coding region: 1-2850 (949 amino acids)
Biological process (GO): mRNA export from nucleus
Cellular component (GO): nucleus; transcription export complex 2; cytoplasm
Source: RefSeq, a predicted model, not a curated record